AAUUUCUUUAGCUCUUUUACAGCAGUUCAAGUACUACAUUGUAUUUGCACGUGCAAGAAGGUCUGGGUAUUCAAGAAUGUCCACGACCAUGCACACACAGCUGCGCUCGUAUGUAGGCGCCACAACUAGGCUAUACCACAGUCACAAAACGGUAUCAACGGGCGUGUUACGGUUUAAUAGUAAGUCUAUGCAUAGUUAUACGGCCUCUCCCAACACGAGUAUAAGAUUAAAUACAAGUCUGAAUGCAUCCCAACGGCCGCUACACAGUACAACUGCUGUGAUGGCAACAAACGACGGUGACGUAGCAGCUGUGCUGACCUCUGAUGAUGAUAUUUCGUGUUCGGAUAAAGGAAGCCCGAGUAGUAAAAAAGGUGAAAGUGGGGAUAAUAGUAUAGGCUCCCGCGAAGAACCUGUGGUCAAGAAGGCUGCUGUAAAGACGAAAAGAGUUAGAGCCGAGGAUAGACCCAUGUUAAAGGCCGCAUUCGUCAAAUCUUACAAAGACCAAAAGGCCCCGUUCGGGUUCAACGGAUUGGGUGAGCUGGUCUACCGUCGCACUUAUGCACGUGUUAAGGAUGAUGGGUUUAAUGAAGAGUGGUACGAAACUGUCGAGCGUGUCGUAGAAGGCACCUUCAAGUUACAGAAAAAGUGGAUGACCGAGAGACGCCUAGGUUGGCAACACCCGAGAGGGAGAGCCGAGGAGAUGUAUAAACGCAUAUUCGAAAUGAAGUUUCUACCGCCUGGAAGAGGUCUGUGGGCCAUGGGAUCUCCACUCACCGAAGAAAGAGGGCUCUAUGCCGCACUGAACAACUGUGCGUUUGUGUCGACGGCUGAUAUACAAGACUCGCAGACCAAUGUCUCUGCGCCGUUUAAGUUUCUGAUGGAUGCAGCGAUGUUGGGGGUGGGGGUGGGUUUCGACACGCUCGGAGCUGAGCCCGGGAAUGCGAAAAGAAGCCGUGCACCGGUUGUGAAGGGACCUAGUGAUCGAAGAAAAGCGAUGAUGGUUGAGAUUGAGGACACACGGGAGGCCUGGGUGGACAGUGUAGCGCUACUCAUCGACUCAUACUUUGAUGGAAGCGCUCGAUUGGAGUUCGACUAUUCGAAGAUCAGACCGGCGGGAGAACCCAUUAAGGGUUUCGGUGGUGUCUCUAGUGGUCCUCGGGCCCUCGAGCAGUUGCACAACUCCAUCCGUGAAAGCUUGGACGCUGGAGUGGGAGAUCACGUCACCAUUACGCAGAUUGUAGACAUUAUGAAUAUGAUUGGCCGGUGUGUGGUCGCUGGAAACGUCAGGCGCGCCGCAGAGAUUUCGUUUGGCGACCCCAAGAGCGCUGAGUAUGUCGAUCUGAAGAAUUACGAAGUCAAUCCGCAGAGGGAGGCUUAUGGGUGGGCAAGCAACAACUCGGUUUUCGCUGAGCUAGGCAUGGACUACACAUCAGUGUGCGAGCGCGUGCAGAUCAACGGUGAGCCGGGCUUCGCUUGGUUGGACAACAUGCGCCAGUACAGUCGUAUGGAUGGCCCCGCAGACAACAAGGAUCACAAGGCCAUGGGCGGCAAUCCCUGUUUGGAACAGACGCUGGAGAGCUACGAGCUGUGCUGCUUGGUAGAAACCUUCCCGCACAAGCACGAGAACCUAGAAGACUUUUUGCAGACCCUCGAGUAUGCCUAUCUAUAUGCCAAGACCGUUACCCUUGGGGAAACGCACUGGCCAGAGAGCAACCGAGUCAUGUUACGUAAUCGCCGUAUCGGCUGCAGUGUCAGUGGCAUUGCGCAGUUCAUCAGCGAUCGAGGUGUACACACGCUCAAGGAAUGGCUUGAGGCCGGCUACCACAAAAUCCAGGAACUCGACAUCGAGUACUCGGACGAAUUCGCCGUACCCCGGUCCAUUAAAACCACAUCGGUGAAGCCCAGCGGCACGGUAUCGCUGCUCGCCGGUGCCACACCCGGAUUGCACUACCCGCACUCGAGGUAUCAAAUCAGACGAGUGCGAGCGGCCGGUGACUCGGAGCUGCUUGGGCCGUUGGAGAAUGCGGGCUACGCAGUGGAGACCGAUGUGUACAGCUCGGAUACAAAGGUAGCGAGCUUCCCCGUCGACGUAGGCAAGAAUGUGCGACCGUUGUCCAAAGUGAGUAUGUGGGAGCAGUUGCAACUGGCUGCUUUCAUGCAGCGCUACUGGGCUGAUAACCAGGUGUCGUGCACGAUAACCUUCGACCCGGAGACAGAGGGCCCCCAUCUCAAGCAUGCUUUGGACUUCUUUCAAUACCAACUGAAAGGUAUAAGUUUCUUGCCCAGGACACCCGAGGGAGCGUACGCUCAGAUGCCCUACGAGGAAAUUACGGAAGCUGAGUAUAAAAGGAUGAUGUCAAACGUCAAGCCCAUUGAUUUCAGUAAAUCCAAAGCAUCGGUGGAGCCCGACAAAUUCUGCGAUGGCGACUCUUGCACCAUCGCAUUGCCGCAACCCCUGACGGAAGAGUCAUACGAUGCCAAGAAAUCCUACGAAGGUUAAACCAUCCCAAUCAUAAUCCGACUGCUCUAUUGAUUUGCAUUCGCCACCGAAUAUAAAACUUAAGCCCCAAGCCCAACCAGUCCUAUCGGCAUGGAACCCGGCCACACAUACUUCCCCGAGAGUACUCGGCUGAAGUGCAAACGUCGCUUACUAUUCCUUGCGGGUGUAUGCUAGGACAGACAUUGUCGCACCCAUCUCAAGGAGCGAAGACAUGCGAACCAUAUUACAAUACAAGAGUGUGUGUAUGUGGUGGGCUCUCCAUGUGUACGACCACUGCUCAUAUAGCUGCAUCCUCGGGUCAUACCAUGCCGGUCCUCAGGUCGCCUCGACGAAUGCUGGAGAAUGCGAAUGAGAUUGGGCAUAUAAGGGCCCAGUCACCAAACACACGUAUUAGCUGCAUGCCCAUUGUUUGGUGCAGUUCCGAAUUUAAUUAGCACACGAGUACAAACUCUUGCUGACACACGAAUAUAUAAAUUUGUACUGUACUUUUCUGUUAUGGUCAGGUAUGGCACAUUCAGAAAUUUGUAUUAUGUUCCUGAAACGGGGCAUUAAUGUAGGACCGUGCGAAAGAAUCGUCCGACAUUAAGAGCUCAAAGAAAAGAUGGUGCCGUUGUAAAACUUAAAUUGUAGAGAGUGUAGGCCGCUCAUGUCUCAGCAUAGAUUAAGUCAGGCACCUUUUUUGCCCAGUAGUUAAAGGAAUGCAAUCUCAGGCAGAAGAAAAUUAAAGCACAGUUAAAUUGCAGAGCCUGUUUCAUUUAGAAGGCUAUGUAAAUUGGC
This is a messenger RNA of Sphaeroforma arctica JP610, 3277 nucleotides long. RefSeq lists its product as hypothetical. The record is from RefSeq and is a predicted model, not a curated record. The transcript has 12 exons. Bases 77 to 2500 code for a protein of 807 amino acids. Gene Ontology annotation, molecular function: ribonucleoside-diphosphate reductase activity, thioredoxin disulfide as acceptor. NCBI's taxonomy places the organism in Eukaryota, Ichthyosporea, Ichthyophonida.